CGCGCUCACACUUUCGAUACUGACGACAGACUUUCGACGACGACUGCCACUCAUGGAGCAGCAGUACGACGCCGGCUUCGUGGCCGCGCAUCGCCUGCACUCGCUGCCGGAGUCUAUGUACUACUUCCCCGACUUCAUCACAGCGAGCGAGGAGCAGCAGGUUCUACAAAAGCUCCCCCCAAACCGCUGGACGCACCUCGCGCACCGCCGUCUCCAAGCCCACCCUAGCGCGCUGUCCGCCCGCGGCGCCCUCCUCGCUGCCCCCCUCCCGCCGUACCUCGCCGCCGCCCCGCCUAUACUCCCCCGCCUGGAGGCGCUGGGCCCGUUUGCCGGGACGAAUGGAUUCGUGGCUACGCCGCAUGGCAGGCCGAACCAUUGCCUUGUCAACGAGUAUCGUGCGGGCGAGGGCAUCAUGAUGCACGAGGACGGCGGGGCAUACGCGCCGGUGGUCGCGACGGUCAGUCUGGGCGGGGCGGUGGUGCUGGACGUGGUGGUGAAGGCGCAGGAAGGUGAGGGCAAGGCAGAGGACGAAGCACAACAACGGCAGCGCAUCCUGUGCGAGCCGCGCUCGCUGCUCGUGACGACGGGCCGCGCCUACGUCGACGCGCUGCACGGCGUGCCUGCGGUCGCGGCCGACGAGGACUUGGGCGCUGCCACGGUGGCGAACUGGGCGCUGCUGGGGAGCCCGGCGCGGUAUGCUGAUGCGGGCGGCAGGAACGAGCGCGCGACCCGGGUCAGCUUGACGUAUCGCGAUGUGCUGCGGGUGUCUUGGGCCGGGGGCCUGGGACGGAUGCUGGGGGGAGGCGGCGGUGGUGGUACGUAGACGAGGGCCAGGAAUGCGAGAGUCAGGCAAUUUGGUUACGAAUUCGUGAUUGUACUUUGGUGCGAAAGGCGUGUCCGGCUCGGGCUGGUUGCGCCGUUGCACAAACGGGCGAGUGAUCGGCCCUUACACCACGUGGUCCGGGCUCGAUAGCUGGCGAUAAGAAAGGAAUCCAUGUCGAUGCGGGGGGGGAUGGAGGGAUGGAGAUGGAGAUGAUGGAG
Molecule: messenger RNA, 1041 nt
Organism: Aplosporella prunicola CBS 121167
Lineage: Eukaryota; Fungi; Ascomycota; Dothideomycetes; Botryosphaeriales; Aplosporellaceae
Exons: 2
Coding region: 53-823 (256 amino acids)
Source: RefSeq, a predicted model, not a curated record